AUGGGGGCAUUGGACACCACUCCAGGCACAUACAAGCUGGCCUGCUUGGCUACAGGUUUCUAUUCGAGGGCUGUCAAUCUGAGCCUGCUGAGGAGUGGGCAGCCGGUGGAGCCGAGGGGGGGCCCCCAGGGCGUGACGGUCCUGCCCAACGGAGACGGCACACACCAGGCCAGGCUGACCACACAGGUGAGUCGGGCUGACCUGCAGGACUACGGAUGCCAGCUGGCACACCUGGCGGGACUGGAGAGACCCCUGGUCAUCACAGGUGUGGAGGUGGACGAGGAGCCCGGCUCACCUGCCCUAGUGGCGGCGGCGGCGGUGCCCCUGGUGCUGCUCCUGGUGGUGGGGGGGUGUGUGUUCAUGACUGUCAGGAGAGGCCUGGUGGACUGCUCAUGGCUGGGAAUAACCAAACACCCCUAG
Messenger RNA from Engraulis encrasicolus (European anchovy), 420 nucleotides. Its product is annotated as hereditary hemochromatosis protein homolog. The coding region runs from base 1 to 420 and encodes 139 amino acids. The record is from RefSeq and is a predicted model, not a curated record. Gene Ontology annotation, biological process: immune response. NCBI's taxonomy places the organism in Eukaryota, Metazoa, Chordata, Actinopteri, Clupeiformes, Engraulidae. Gene Ontology annotation, cellular component: external side of plasma membrane. The transcript is spliced from 3 exons.